This is a messenger RNA of Crotalus tigris (Tiger rattlesnake), 1039 nucleotides long. RefSeq names its product hepatic lectin-like. Bases 231 to 1022 code for a protein of 263 amino acids. Gene Ontology annotation, biological process: biological process involved in interspecies interaction between organisms. Gene Ontology annotation, molecular function: carbohydrate binding. Gene Ontology annotation, cellular component: external side of plasma membrane. NCBI's taxonomy places the organism in Eukaryota, Metazoa, Chordata, Lepidosauria, Squamata, Viperidae. The transcript is spliced from 8 exons. The record is from RefSeq and is a predicted model, not a curated record.
AGCAAGCCAGGCCAGAGGAAAGAGGGACCACUCCAUCCAGAUGACAACGUGUGCAGAAGUAACACAAGAGCCAACGACAUCUCUAACUAAGGAGAUUCCCAGCAAGGACGUGCAGCUUACUCAAAAGAUUCCCUACGGGCUCUGAGGUCCUCUGCUGUGUAGUGGGUUAGUCUGUAUCUGCUGAUAGUUGCAGAGCUGGAAGGGCAGGCAGUUGGCUGCUGAACAUUGCCAUGGCUCCUGAGGAAUUCCCAGCCAAACCACCUCCUGAUGAUGUUAUUUACUUGAACCAAAGUCUUCUUACAAAAGUCCCUGCCAAGUACUGGUGGAUAAUGAUUUGUGUCACUGCAGGAGUCCUUACGGUCAUCUUGACAACAUCAGUCCAAACAUACAAUGCACUGCUUGCUGAAGACUGGAGUCCUUACGAUGGGCCUAUGAAAAAACUGAGGACUACUUUGUCAAUUGGGGUUAGGGAUGAAAAGAUCAAGCAUAUUGAGAAUGCCCUAAAGGUCUCAAGGUUAGUAGAGAGACUGCCGCAACUGUACAAGGAGUCUGAAGGUGGCUUUGCUGCAGACAAAAAGAAAUAUCAAGCUCUGUUUAAAAGAGGAUCAAAAACUAAUGAUAACUGGAGGCUUUUUGGCUGGAAUCUCUACUAUAUUUCAAAAGCAAAUGAAAGGAAAACCUGGCAUGAUGCUGAGUACUUCUGCAAGUCCAGAGACUCCCACCUGACCUCCAUCCUGAAUGAGGAAGAACAGAAGUACCUCUCUUCCAAGCUGAAUGAGUCUGCCUGGAUUGGCCUAACAGACGAAAAUGUGGAAGGUCAUUGGGAGUGGACGGAUGGCUCCAGAUUAAUAAGAAAAUACUGGGCCGAGGGCAAUCCCAACAGAUCUGUCAGAGAUGGAGAAGCAGAUGAAGACUGUGCUGCCAUAAAACCCUCAGGAAGUGAUUUGAACUGGAUCGAUGACGAUUGCCAAGAAUUUAGAAGAUGGGUUUGUAAGGAGAGAUUAGUUGCAGGAUCCAAUUAGCUGGAGAGAUUAGUGUC